AUGAGUGAUUUUGUGGGAUUUCAUUGCAGUGUGAUUCCGAAGAACUACCAACACAUCCUGGCCUUUGCUUUUGCCAUCCGCCAGAUCAACCAGAAUGCUCAACUGUUACCCAAUAUCACUUUGGGUUACAAAAUUUAUGACAAUUCUUUUAAUCCCUGGAGAACCUGCUGGACCACCCUGGAUCUUCUCUUCAUGAGCGAAGGGCAUCCCCCCAAUUACAUCUGUGGCAAGAAGGAGAAAGUGGUGGCUGCCAUUGGUGGGCUCACUUCCGAAAACUCCAUGCAGAUGGCCAAAAUUUUCAGUAUCUACAAUAUACCACAGUUCAACAACAGUGCUGGGGAAGAAAUCAUCUUUGAUGAGAAUGGACAACUGGCUGCAGGAUACGAUAUCAUGAAUUUUGUCACAUUUCCCAACGAAUCUUACAGCGAAAUCCAAGUUGGAAGGAUGGAUCCUUGGGCUUCUUUAGAUGCAGACUUGUGUGAACCAUGUCCAGAAGAAUGGUAUCCAAACAAGAAUCAAGACAGUUGCAUUCCCAAAGCCCUAAGCUACCUCUCUUAUGAGGAACCCUUGGGCUCAGUACUGACUUGCUUAGCCCUAUUCCUUUCCAUGAUCACUGUGGUGAUGAUGGGGACUUUCGUUCAGUACCGCCACACUCCCAUGGUCAAAGCCAACAACUGGAGCAUCACCUGCACCCUCCUCUCCUCUCUCCUCCUCUGCUUCCUCUGUUCCUUCUUCUUCAUUGGACAGCCUGGAACUCUCACCUGCCUUCUGAGACAAAUGGUGUUUGGCAUUGUCUUCUGUGUAUCUGUUGCUUGUGUCUUAGCCAAAACCCUCACUGUCAUUGUGGCCUUCAUGGCUACAAGGCCUGGACAUGGGAUGAGAAGAUGGGUUGGGAAGCGGCUGGCAGGGUCAGUCAUCAUGGUGUCUUCUCUUAUCCAAGCUGGCAUCUGUGUGGUCUGGUUGAUUAUCUCUCCCCCCUUCCCUGAGUUCGACAAGCACUCCCAGCCUGACACAAUCUUAGUUCAAUGUAACGAAGGUUCAGAUCUCAUGUUCUACUUUCUCCUGGGCUACCUGGGGUUGUUGGCCAUCCUUAGUUUCUUGGUAGCUUUCUUUGCCCGGAAUUUGCCUGAUGCUUUUAAUGAAGCCAAAUUGAUCACCUUUAGCAUGCUGGUCUUUUGCAGUGUUUGGGUGUCCUUUAUGCCAACCUACCUGAGCACCAAAGGGAAAUAUAUGAAAUAG
Molecule: messenger RNA, 1239 nt
Organism: Pogona vitticeps (central bearded dragon)
Lineage: Eukaryota; Metazoa; Chordata; Lepidosauria; Squamata; Agamidae
Source: RefSeq, a predicted model, not a curated record